Molecule: messenger RNA, 1385 nt
Organism: Gopherus evgoodei (Goodes thornscrub tortoise)
Lineage: Eukaryota; Metazoa; Chordata; Testudines; Testudinidae
Gene: CRLS1
Product: cardiolipin synthase 1
Exons: 7
Coding region: 126-1148 (340 amino acids)
Biological process (GO): cardiolipin biosynthetic process
Cellular component (GO): mitochondrion; membrane
Molecular function (GO): cardiolipin synthase activity
Source: RefSeq, a predicted model, not a curated record
CCUAGCGCCUCCAGGCACACAUCUGUCCGGUGAACGGCGGCUGAGGGGUGGCUGCCCCCUCCCCUGCGCCUGGCCGGGCUGAAGUGCGCCCAGCGCCCUUACGGGGGGAGGGGGUGGACGCCGCCAUGUUGGCCGCCGCCUGGCUGGGCAGGUGCUCCUGGGGGCUCCUGAAAGGUGCGAGCCGGGCCCUGGGGGGCAGCGGCGCGAGGCCGCUCGCGAGCCGCUCCCGGGCGACCGGAAACAGCCGCCGCGGCUUGUGCCUCGCGCUGGGCUCCUGCCCGCUGAGCGGCCUCGCGCCGCGGGCGCCUCCGUCCUUCCCCGGCGCCAGGCGGGAGCCGCGGCUGCUGCUGCUGCGCGCGCCCUCGCCGGCCCCGCUCUCCCCGGAGCGGCUCGCGGGCGGCUCCCCGCGCCCCGGCGGCCGCGGCCUGGGCAGCGCGCAGCGGCGCCCGCUCCCUGCCGGCGGGGAGAGCCCCUCGCCGAGGCGGCGCAGCGACGGUGCGGCCGGCCCGCCGGGGGAUACAGCGCCGAGGGGCUACUCGGAGCUGUAUGAAAACCCAUGGACAAUCCCAAAUAUACUUUCUCUGGCAAGAAUUGGUUUGGCUCCGGUUUUGGGUUAUUUGAUUGUAGAAGAAAAUUUCAACAUUGCAUUGGGUGUUUUUGCUUUGGCUGGGAUAACAGACUUGUUGGAUGGCUUUAUUGCACGAAACUGGGCUAGUCAGAAAUCUGCUCUGGGAAGUGCCCUUGACCCGCUAGCUGAUAAAAUUCUUAUCAGUGUCCUGUAUGUCAGCCUCAGUUGUGCAAGUCUUAUUCCAGUUCCACUGACUACUUUGAUCAUUUUGAGGGACAUAGUGCUAAUUGCUGCUGUUUUUUAUGUGCGAUACAAAACACUGUCCCCACCGAGAACACUUGGUAGAUAUUUCAACCCCUGUUAUGCCACUGCCCAGUUAAAACCAACUUUCAUCAGCAAGAUGAAUACAGCAGUUCAGCUAAUCUUGGUGGCAGCUUCUUUAGCGGCUCCUGUUUUCGAUUACGUAGAUAGCAUAUAUCUACAGACUUUAUGGUGCAUUACAGCUUUCACAACAGCAGCGUCUGCAUACAGUUAUUAUCGUUAUGGUCGGAAAACAGUCCAGGUAAUAAACAACAAAUGAAACGUUACAGGAAGGACCAUCUCAUCACAUCACUGUUUUUUUAUAUUGCAAAGGACAGUAUAACUGGCCUAUGAAUAAGAACUCUAUUUUUCCUUAGGACAGUUGUUUCAAUUCAAACCUUGUCACCACAAUUGGACUGAUAUGAAGUAAAAAUGAAGUCUGAUCAUGUACUGUAAAUGUAUUGAAUUUUCAAUGUAUUUUUGAAAGUUAAAAAUAAAAUUAAGAAAAAUCACAAUG